AUGCCUCACUUCAAUUCCAAUCACGUGAAAUUGGAGAACGUAUUUUAUGUUCUUGAAAUGAAGAAGAAUUUUGUGUCAGUAUCUCAAUUGCUAUCAGUAGGCAAAUUCGUCGUGUUUGAACCUGGAAGUGUCAAAGUGUACCAUAAUCUCAAAGUUAGUGGUAUGUCAUUGAUGGAAGGGCGAAGAAUAGACUCCAUCUAUGUCAUGUCAUCAGAGACCACCUACGUGAAUAAAACACGAAAGAGUGAAAUAGUAGAUAUGUGGCAUGCAAGAUUUAGUCAUUUUAGCUAUAGAAAAUUGAAGAUAAUGAUGAAUAAGUCUAUGCUUAAGGGGCUACCUCAACUUGAUGUCAAAGAAGACAUGGUCUAUGCUGGUUGCUAA
This is a messenger RNA of Benincasa hispida (wax gourd), 381 nucleotides long. The record is from RefSeq and is a predicted model, not a curated record. Lineage: Eukaryota; Viridiplantae; Streptophyta; Magnoliopsida; Cucurbitales; Cucurbitaceae.